CGCAACAUGGCAGCUUACUUGAACCGGCUGCACCACAUUUCACUGUAUGUCUCAAACGUGGAUAAAGUAGCUCAUGAGCUCGUGUCCCGCUUCAAGUUUAACGUGUUUGCGAUCAGACUGACAGAGCGCGUGAAGCAGCUCGCAGUGCGCAGAGGAUCGGCGGUGUUUGUUGUGAACGAGAGGGCGCGUGGAGCGCAGCAGAGGUUGAAUGGGCAUCAGUCACGUGUGUGGAGUCCUGUCAAAGCCACACAUCAUCAACAAUUUGAAGGUCUGUACGGAGCCCCUACACACUACCCAGUGGACACUGUGAGUAAUGUUUGUUUUGAGGUGUCGGAUGUGGAGAGUUCGUCCACGGCUCUGCGUGAUCAGGGCUGUGAGUUUGUCCUGCCGCCCACUCAGGUGUACGAUGACAGAGGGUCGGUCACCUUCUCCGUGGUCCGGUCUGUAGUGGGUAAUGUGUGUCACACUCUCAUUGACACGUCUCGAUAUGAUGGUGUGUUUCUGCCGGGUUUCCAGCAGACUGCAGACGGCAGCUCAGACUCCUACUGUCCCAUUACUCACUUUGAUCACAUCACAUACGCGUGCACGAGGAGAAGCACGCCGGACAUCACGCGCUGGUACGAGAAGAACUUUGGCUUCCAGAGGUUUUUCAUUGACAGGAAUGAAGAUGUGGAUGAGGGAUAUAUUCUGAACCAGGACGGCAUCGGCCUGCGUCUCACUGCUAUGGAUUAUUGGAAAUGUAGUGAGUCUGGAGUGAAAGUUCAUUUUAAAGAUCAAAAGGAAACAGACUGCAAGUUUGUGAUGGCAGAGUCUCUUCCUGAACAAGGCAGGAACCAGGUAGACACAUUUCUAGAAGAGCACAGAGGUGCAGGUGUCCAGCACAUAGGUCUUUACACUGAGGACAUUGUCUCCACAGCUCAAACGCUGACCUGCGCCGGAGUUCAGUUCUUCUCACCCCCUCCCACCUACUACACUGAGGUGGGGAAACAGCAGGAGAUUGUGGAGGCAGGUCAUGAUCCUUAUGCACUGAGUCAAUACGGCAUCCUCUUGGACACAGACGUCCACGCAGAUGACAUCAACGCUCCCAGCCAACGGUAUCUGCUCCAGGUGUUUACCAAACCCAUUUUUGGAGAGGACACCUUCUUCCUAGAGCUCAUUGAACGGAGGGGAGCCACAGGCUUCGGCGAGGGGAAUAUUCGUGCGCUCUGGAGAUCUGUGCAAGCUUACAUGAAUGGAGACCAGGAAUCAGAGCGUAAAAACAAACAGAGCAGACAACCCUGAUCCCAUUGAUGAAUGUGUGUGACAACAACAGUGGCACUUUCAGACAUUAUAUUAUAUAGACUUCAGAUGCUUGGUUUAGGUGUGAGUUUGGUAACUGUGAUGGUCUGAUCAAUUUGUUGUGAUCAAAUCAGUUUUCAGGACCUUUAAGAUAAGAAACAAGCUCAAGUUCAGGGCAUUUCCUAUAUCGGGUUCAGUAAAUAAAGCAUCAUGUGAGCUGAAAAAUGUAUGCGUGAGGGUUCAUACUGUACUGUACUGUAAUGCACUGUAUUGUAUUUUCACUGUGAAAUAUCAGCUGUAAUGUUGUGCUAUUAUCAGAUACAUCAAAGCCUCCAAACUGUUUUAUAAAAUACUUUUUAUCACCUGACCAAUUAUAUGAAAAUGAUGAUAGUUUCAUUCUUCAACAAAUGAAGUUUCUUUAACUAAGUUCAGAAGAAAUGUGGUCAGAAGAGCGCAAAGAGGUCUCUAUACAGAGCCGUCCCUCAUAUCUGUCCCGUGAUGUUUUUUGCAGCAUCCCUAAUUCAGCCCAUUGCCUCAAUCUCUGCUGGUACAACUAUCCCAGUUAAGGGGGGGGGGGGAUUUGGGUUCAGGCUAAUAUUCUGAGCCCUACCCUCGGACAGCACACCAAAUAUGCUUUAUUAUCAUUUUACCCUAUUAAUUACAUGUUAAUGCACACUUGUGAAUCAGCUUUAGUGAUCACCUGGGCAUCUGCUGUUAAAUGACUACCACAAAUGUGAUUUAAUAACAUUUUAACAGCUCAAGAAAGUGUUUCCAGAUGAUGUGUGAGACUGAAUUAAGAUUGUUUUAGAAGUCAUGUGGUUUGUGUCAAGAGUAAAUAGGAGACGUGUCCCACUUUUUAGCCUAGUGAAUAUUUUGCAGAAAUAUAUUAACUUAAAGUAGCUUUCAAUUUAGACAUGAAACCAGAUGUUGACUAAAAAGCUAUUGAACAUUCCUGAUACAGUUUAACAUUUAAGAUGAAUCUAAAUGCAGGGAUGUUGUCACACCAUAUAAUGGAAACCUCUUGCUUACACUAAUUAUAGAAAAACAUCUUUCUGAACAUUUCUGUAUUUAUUUUAAACGUAAUACAAGCACUUGAAUUUACAAAAUUUAAACAAAAUAAUUAACUGCAUGAAUAAAGACAUUUUCAUUAUAUAUUUUUAUUUAAUAUUUGUUAAAAACACAUGGACAUGUAAAGUUUGACAAGCACCAUGAACCACGAUUUUUGUCAUGACACUUUUACAUUGUAUAUAUAUUGUUUUAUUAAGUCUAAUGGUUAUGUGUUUUAGU
Molecule: messenger RNA, 2565 nt
Organism: Paramisgurnus dabryanus
Lineage: Eukaryota; Metazoa; Chordata; Actinopteri; Cypriniformes; Cobitidae
Source: RefSeq, a predicted model, not a curated record